Hypanus sabinus (Atlantic stingray) is the source of this 3155-nucleotide messenger RNA. RefSeq names its product zinc finger protein 229-like. The transcript has 3 exons. Bases 421 to 1476 code for a protein of 351 amino acids. Lineage: Eukaryota; Metazoa; Chordata; Chondrichthyes; Myliobatiformes; Dasyatidae. Gene Ontology annotation, molecular function: DNA-binding transcription repressor activity, RNA polymerase II-specific. The record is from RefSeq and is a predicted model, not a curated record. Gene Ontology annotation, biological process: negative regulation of transcription by RNA polymerase II.
CAAAUGCGCAGGCGUCAGGGUUUUGAGCCGUUACCAUGCGCGCAGUCCACGAAAGGCCUCGGGAAAAAGGAUUGCAGGUUAAAAAUGACAAGGAAUUUGUCUCCGGGAAUCUCGCACACAAUAUGCCAGUUUUGCUGUCUCUAUCCAGACACUUAAGAAGAGGAGCAAGGGAUCCACUCGGUCAUCUGACCAACUGGUGUGCCUGUCAUCUGCUCGGAUAGUGGGAAUGGAUUUAGUCAGUCAUUUCAACUGAACGUACAUUAGAAAGUUCACACUGUGACAUGGCUAUUCACCUGUUCUGUGGGUGAGAAGGGAUUCAGUCGAUCUUCCCACUUGUGGACAAACCAGUGAGUUCACACUGGGCAGAGGCUGGUCAUCUGCUGAAUUUGUCGGGAAGGAUUCACUCAGUCAUCUGACCUAAUGGCUCAACAGCGAGUUCACACAGGGGAGAGGCCAUUCACCUGCUCAGAUUGCGGGAAGGGAUUCACUUGCUCAUCUAACCUGAAGGUACAUCAGCGAGUUCAUACAGGAGAGAGGCCAUUCACCUGCUCAGACUGUGGGAAGGGAUUCACUAAAUCAUCUCACCUAGUGAGACACCAGUCAGUUCACACUGGGGAUCGGCUGUUCACCUGCUCAGACUGUGGGAAGGGAUUCACUUGGCCAUCUCACCUACUGAUACACCAGUCAGUUCACACUGGAGAGAGGCCGUUAAUCUGCUCAGACUGUGGAAAAGGAUUCACUCGGUCAUCCCAGCUGAAGGUACAUCAGCGAGUUCACACUGGAGAGAGGCCAUUCACCUGCUCAGACUGUGGGAAGGGAUUCAUUUUGUCAUCCAAACUGAAGGUACAUCAGAGAGUUCACACCGGGGAGCGGCCAUUCACCUGCUCAGACUGUGGGAAGGAAUUCACCUUGUCAUCUCAACUACUGAGACACCAGUCAGUUCACACUGGGGAUCGGCUGUUCACCUGCUCAGACUGUGGGAAGGGAUUCACUUGGCCAUCUCACCUACUGAUACACCAGUCAGUUCACACUGGAGAGACUGCUCAGAGAGACAUCUGCUCAGACUGUGGGAAAGGAUUCACUCGGUCAUCCCAGCUGAAGGUACAUCAGAGAGUUCACACCGGGGAGCGGCCAUUCACCUGCUCAGUCUGUGGGAAGGGAUUCACCUGCUCAGACUGUGGGAAGGGAUUCAUUUUGUCAUCUCACCUGCUGAGACACCAGUCAGCCCACACAGGGAAAUGGCCAUUCACCUGCUCAGUCUGUGGGAAGGGAUUCAGUUACUCAUCCCAACUGCAGGUACAUCAGCGAGUUCACACUGGGGAGAGGCCAUUCACCUGCUUAGGCUGUGGGAAGGGAUACACUUCGUUAUCUCAUCUACAGAGACACCAGCAAGUUCACACUGGGGAGAAGCCGAUCACUUGCUCAGACUUUGGGAAGAGAUUCUCUCAGCAAAAUCAACCAAAUGUCCAUCAUUGAAUUCACGCUGGAGAGAGGCUGUUCAGCUGCUGUGAUUGUGGGAAGAUGUUCACUCAGUCAUCUAGGCUUAUGUAACUCUUGCUUCAGCUAGCAGCUCAAUAUAUGGGGUGAUAGACCCCCAGCCCGGCCAAACUUAAAAGAUCUCAUUUGGGUGGAUGCUGCGUGAUGUAUCCCCUGUUACAAAUCAGUACCCCGAAAUAACAAACAGCACACAAUAUGUGAUUAAAUGAUUGAGCUUUAGAAUUCUUACUUUGACUAUAAGGUUAGUAAAGUAAACAAAAAAAAAAGAAAAGCGCCCACUGUCUCCAUUCGUGUCUUCUCAUCUCUCCCUGGCAAAAGAUCAUGGAAAUCUGUCUUCCAGACUGACAAGAAUGAAUGCCAUUUAUCUCAUUGGAUAGCCAUGCACUCCAAAACCCUGUUAUCUCUAGUCAUAACCUAACCAUUGAUGUUACAGGGAAACCAUUAGCUCACCAGUGAAACAUAGCAGAGAGGCCACUACAUGAGCAGUGAAACCUCACAGCAUGUUACACUUGUGACACACUACCGGGUUCACACUGGGGAGAAUGUUUCAAUAAGCUGCAUACUGGAUAUUUGUCCAUCACUGUUGCUGAACGUUAUUUCAAGAGUGACUGUCGAUGCUGAACUCUGCAAUUAUUGCUGCUGCUCACCACACCCAGUUCUGCACCCUGGUCACUGGGCAUGGGAGGAGUUUCUUUUGCUGUACAUUCACCUUUAAUGGGACUUGAGUUUAAUAUGGACUGAAAUAGAGAGUGGCCUGUGAAGGAGUGGAGCUAUGAGGCUUUGGCUCGACAGAUUUCGGCGAGCAGAGGGGGAGGAUGAGUUUGCUCCCAGUAAGUUCUGCAAGGAACCCUGUUUCUGGGAAGGGGUCUCCAACUCUCAGUCAGGUGCUCGCUACUUCCUUGUCACCAUCUCGUCUGCUCAGAUCGUUGGAUAUCUCCCAUGGAGGGUCAUACUCAUUCCACUGGUUAAUGUUUCAUUCCAUAUUGAUAAUUAAUUUUUCUGAGUUAGCCUCUCAUUUAAGUUUUCUGGUCUGUAUUUCUUAUUGCAAUUGCAUAUACACACAUGGAGCGUUGAAACCUGUUCAUUUCUGAUGAAAAUAUAUACUUAGAAGUGUAAUGGCUUUCUUUUUCAUGUUUACUGCUACGGCUAAUAAAAUGGCUUCUUUGUAACAUUAAGUGCUGAUGUAAGGGGUUCUCUAUAGCAGCAUAUUUGGGUUAAAAUCAUAGAUAACGACUUUGGAAUGCUGUUGCUAAGCAACUGAAUAGCUGUUAUUCUUUUUUGUGUGUGAAAGCUAUUGUUUUUCGCAGGCUUUGGUCAGAAAGAUGGGGACAGAGAGAGGAGACGCAAUCCGAGAGAUGCUGUAAGCUGGGUGACUGGACCCACCCCAAAUGGCAGUCCGAGGCCCAGGGUUUUCAGCAAGGAGAGGAGACAAGGACAGACUUGUGUGGAGCGUUUUGGUUGACAACUGAGGGUGGUCCUAUUCGAGGGUUGGCAGAGUUCGGAGGACAUGGACUGGAGGAAAAGAUACCUGAUUCGUGAGCUCCAACGAAUUAUUUGUGCACAGACUGAUAGAGUUAAUGUCUUUGGUGCCUUUAUUGCAUUUAUUUUUACUAACCCAUCACCAAGAAGUACUUAUAAAGUGUAAUCAUUUAAUUGCA